UCACUGGUCUAGACUUUUCUAAGUCAUACUGUGUGUGUGUGUGUUCCUCACCUUCCACACACUGGUUGGUUUCUCUCACUCUCAUCCAGCUCGGGCCCUGAGAGCCUGAAAGUUCUGAGAUGUCUGAUGCUAUUCUUGGGAUCUGCUGUAACCACUCCUCCAGUUUGUUUGUCAAUUUACAGUCCCGAGAGCUCCAGUCACCAUGGGUACCACUGAUGCCUUCACCUUCCAGGACUUCUCCAACUCUUCGUUGAGCCCUUGGACCAGGAGAGAAGAGGAGACCAGGUUGAUGGAGCAGGAGUCAGUUCAAACCAAAAGAAGGGUGUGCAAAUCACUGGGAGAGUUGUGAAUGAUGAGCACAGGGCAGUUGAAACACCUGGGAUAGAGGAUGCUAGAGACACCAACACCAAAAACUUCCCAAAACAAACAAUGGAGGAACUCAAGUCCAUUCUUCGGGACAGUGCUGUGCGGGACAGAGAGGAGGGCAAAGCCAGAGGGGCGUACACUUACCUCCACAGUGGUAACGAACAUGAACGCAGCCUGUUCAGUGAUAACAGAAACAACCCUCAGGGGGAGUUCAGCACCUUCAGACCCCAGCAGGAGGCUUCCAGAAGAGGGGGGCGUGACAGAGACAGUGCCCCCAUAGAAGUACUGCCCCAGUCCAGGGUAGAUCCAUCCAGCGCAUUCAGGCCAGAGCUCCACUCAGACAGAGGAAGAGCAGAGCAGGCACAACACAGCAGAACAUGCCACAGAGAGCAUCGUCAACACACAGAUCCCAGACUAAUAAACUCAGAGACGGUUGGAGACCAGCGCUUCAUCUCAUCGAUGGAGAAGAUAAAGCAGCAGAUUGCACGAGAAAACAUCACCUUUGUCCGCUUUGAGGCCACAGACCUCCAUGGAGUGUCCCGUUCUAAAACGGUCCCUGUGCGCUUCUUUCACGAGAAAGCAGUGUAUGGAGUCCCAAUGCCAAGGAGCUACCUGGAGCUGACCCUGAGCCCAAAGAGCAACGAAGUUGACCAUGGCACAACCGCUAACUUCAGCAGCGAUGUUCUGCUUAUACCGGACCUCUCCACAUUUAGGGCGGUACCAUGGACCGAACAAACUGCCCGCGUCAUCUGUGACCCCUGCACUGUGUCAGGAAACCCCCUACGUACCUCGCCACGCCUCAUCGCUAAACAACUCCUGGGACAGCUCCAAAGCAUGGGAUUUUCUCUGCACUCCUCCUUCACCUACGAAUGCUGCGUUUUGGGCACUCCUGAUCGCAUUGGUCCAAAAACGUUACUAUUUCCCGCUACUACUCUCCUUAGCAAUCAUGACUUACCAUUUUUCCAGCAACUAGUGGAUAGUAUGUACUGCAUGGGAGCUGAUAUUGAUAGCAUGGCGUCUGCUAGCGGACCAGGGCAAAUGGAGAUCAAUUUGAGACCAGAAUUUGGGAUUUCCGCAGCAGAUAGCGCAUUUACAUUUCGCACCGGUAUCAAAGAAAUGGCUCGUAAACAUAGCUAUAUUGCUAGCUUCUUCACUGAUGAUGGGUUGUACAAUGCUGGGGUGCUUUCUCACAGCUUGUGGGAUGCUAACGGGCAACGUAGCCUCUUUCACAUUGGGGACAAGCCGGAGGAACUAUCCGAAAUCGGUCGCAAAUGGUUAGCUGGUUUGCUAAUUCACUCCGCAGCAUUGAGUUGUCUUAUGUCCCCCGGUCUUGGUUGCAGAAGUCACAUGGCAAAAACUACCAAAGAUCCCAAACGCAUGCUAUACGCUACAUGUGGGUGCAAUGAUAACAGUACUUCCUUCAAUAUUAAAAGUCACGGAGGAAGAGAAACGCACAUCGACAACAAACUAGGUUCAGCUAUGGCUAACCCGUACAUUGUGCUAGCUGCUACUGUUGCCGCAGGAUUGGAUGGAAUAAGGAGGAAUCUAAACUUGGAGAAUGGACUGGUCAAGGCUCCAGGGCAGCAAAAAGAGUUUGCGAUUCCCAUAAAACUGGAUGAAGCAUUGGAAGCUUUGGCUGAAGACCAUGUGAUCUGCAGUGCACUGGGAGAGCCGUUUGUUCAGUACUUCAUUGCCAUGAAGAAAUUUGAGAUAGAGACCCAAGAACUUGACGAUGAAAGGAACAAAUGUCUUGAGUACUUUAUUUAAAUCUGUUAGCAACUGAGUGGACAAUAUUUACUCAAUAUUGUGAUCAUUUAAUUAUUAAAAGGCUUUGUACCUAAUUUUGUAUCAUGACAGAGCAACGUGAUCCCAUUUGAACUUUUAGCCCAUUUAAUAUCUUCUCAGUUUUACCGGCAUUAAACUUUUCUCAAAACCUCUUCUCAACUUGACUUUGAAUGAUGACAGAAGAUCCAUCCCCCCAUAUCUGCAUCAUAUUUCUUUGCUUUUGCGGUUUGUGUGUGUGUUUACAUAUUUUAUGGAAUUUUAAUGUUAUACUUAUUUUUCAUAUGUUUUAAUUAUUUGAACAUUUGUGAUAAAGAGCUGAAUGUGAAUUUCUCCCUUGGCCACAAGAAUGAAGCACAUGGACUGGAGGACUUUAAGAGUUCAAUUAUAUUGUUUUACAUUCUAUACAUUUAAAAACAUUAGUUUUGUGACAUUUGAGGUGUUUAAAUAAAGACAGGAUUUUUGCUGAA
This is a messenger RNA of Boleophthalmus pectinirostris (great blue-spotted mudskipper), 2618 nucleotides long. It is a transcript of the gene lgsn, whose product is annotated as lengsin, lens protein with glutamine synthetase domain. Gene Ontology annotation, molecular function: glutamine synthetase activity. Gene Ontology annotation, biological process: lens morphogenesis in camera-type eye. Bases 430 to 2133 code for a protein of 567 amino acids. Gene Ontology annotation, cellular component: membrane; cytoplasm. NCBI's taxonomy places the organism in Eukaryota, Metazoa, Chordata, Actinopteri, Gobiiformes, Gobiidae. The transcript is spliced from 6 exons. The record is from RefSeq and is a predicted model, not a curated record.